GCGAGGGCGCGCGGCGCGGAGGGGGGGCCUCGGUUUCCCCCCCUCAGAGGUCAGUUCGCUGCUAGUCCUCGCGCGGCGGAAAACUUCGGCGGGCGUCGUCUCUGUUGCCGCCUUUGCCUUCGUCUCUGCAGCAUGGCUUUCGUAACCCGGCAGUUCGUGCGCUCUGUGUCCUCCUCAUCCACUGCCUCAGCCUCGGCGAAGAAAAUCAUCAUCAAGCACGUGACGGUUAUCGGAGGUGGGCUAAUGGGCGCCGGCAUCGCCCAGGUUGCUGCAGCAACUGGCCACACGGUAAUGUUGGUGGACCAGACAGAGGACAUACUAGCAAAAUCUAGAAAGGGGAUUGAGGAAAGCCUUAGGAAAGUGGCCAAGAAGAAGUUUGCAGAAAACCCCAAGGCGGGUGAUGAAUUUGUGGAGAAGACCCUGAACAGCAUAUCAACUAGCACGGAUGCAGCAUCUGUGGUCCACAGCACAGACCUGGUGGUGGAGGCCAUCGUGGAAAACCUGAAGGUGAAGAACGAGCUCUUCAAGAGGCUGGACAAGUUUGCCUCUGAACACACAAUCUUUGCCAGCAACACUUCCUCUCUGCACAUCACAGACAUAGCCAAUGCCACCACAAGACAGGACCGAUUCGCCGGGCUCCAUUUCUUCAACCCAGUGCCCAUGAUGAAGCUUGUGGAGGUCAUAAAGACACCAAUGACCAGCCAGAAGACAGUUGAGUCUCUGAUAGACUUCAGCAAAGCCCUGGGAAAGCAUCCUGUUUCGUGUAAGGACACUCCUGGGUUCAUUGUGAACCGUCUCCUGGUGCCAUACCUCAUGGAAGCGAUCAGGCUGCAUGAACGAGGUGAUGCAUCCAAGGAAGACAUCGACACCGCGAUGAAGCUGGGGGCUGGGUACCCUAUGGGCCCGUUUGAGCUUCUCGAUUAUGUAGGCCUGGAUACUACAAAGUUCAUCAUUGACGGGUGGCAUGAAAUGGAUGCAAAGAACCCCUUGUUUCAGCCCAGCCCGUCCUUGAAUAAGCUGGUAGCUGAGAACAAGCUUGGCAAGAAGACCGGAGAAGGGUAUUACAAAUACAAGUGAGGCACAGCUUCUCUGGCUCCGGGAAGAACCCCCGUAAGCACCUACCAGCGGCUCCCCCAAGUGCCCGUGGGAAUGUUCUUUGUCAGAUGUUCCCUCACACAGCACAGGCUGUUCCGUGUGCAUUUUGAUUGUCCUCUAUCUGGAGUAAUGAUUUACACUAGUUCUAAUAAUAGCAGAUUUCUUCAUUGAGAACUAAUUCCCUUUCUUAGUCUGUUCAUUUCUGUGUAUUUUCUAAAAAGCUUUAUAUCCUGGGUGCCUUGGAGCAAACAUUUCUUUCGAACCUUAUCAUUUUCAUAAAGAAUUGCCUGGAUUCAUUCACUUUGGAAAAGGGACAGCACUUCCUCCCAGUGCGUGCUGUGUUCAUCGCUGCCACAUGGGAGAGGAACGAGCCACUGGACACGUGUGUGCUGUGCCUGUGAAUGCUGUGCUGAGCGGCACCUGCAUCCUGCCUUUAUGAGGACGUGUGCUACCUGCAGCUUCAGGCCUUACCCUACAUUUUGGGCAUAAGAUGUCACGUCUUUAUUCAGCUCAUCCUGUUGGAUUGUGGGAAUAUCUCCAUGUGUUUGUUUGCAGGAAGAGGUUUCAUUCACAUCCAAAGUCUGAAUGAUUCUUGUCUGUCUCUUUUUUUUCCCCAUGAGAAAUCGUCGCUGCAAACUGCCUGUAAAUUGAUUCUAAUAAAACGCAAUCUUUUAAUCGGUGAAAAUUUGAAUUGAAAUAAACGUGUGUAUAAUUUUAAA
Messenger RNA from Acinonyx jubatus (cheetah), 1814 nucleotides. It is a transcript of the gene HADH, whose product is annotated as hydroxyacyl-CoA dehydrogenase. Gene Ontology annotation, biological process: fatty acid beta-oxidation. The record is from RefSeq and is a predicted model, not a curated record. Gene Ontology annotation, cellular component: mitochondrion. Gene Ontology annotation, molecular function: (3S)-3-hydroxyacyl-CoA dehydrogenase (NAD+) activity; NAD+ binding. The transcript has 8 exons. Lineage: Eukaryota; Metazoa; Chordata; Mammalia; Carnivora; Felidae. The coding region runs from base 133 to 1077 and encodes 314 amino acids.